Ilyonectria robusta is the source of this 1183-nucleotide messenger RNA. RefSeq lists its product as uncharacterized. The record is from RefSeq and is a predicted model, not a curated record. Lineage: Eukaryota; Fungi; Ascomycota; Sordariomycetes; Hypocreales; Nectriaceae. Gene Ontology annotation, molecular function: oxidoreductase activity. Bases 129 to 1085 code for a protein of 318 amino acids. The transcript has a single exon.
GCCAUUUUUUCUCACCUGCCACUACAAAUAGCAACUGAGCAGGGUGAUAUGUUUCAAGCUUGGAACAGGAUAGUACCAUCACCUCGUCCAUGAUUAGAACCGUCUAACCGUCUAUUCACGUCACCAACAUGAAGGCCAUACAAAUCACGGGCGACAAAGAUGCCCACCAGAUCACGCUCACCGACACACUACCCAAGCCGACUCCCCAGGGGCGCGACAUUCUGAUCAAAGUAUUCGCUGCCGGCAUAACCGCUGAUGAAGUCUCAUGGCCAGAACUGUACUCCACCUCUAGCAGAGUACCGGGACACGACAUUUCCGGCGUCAUUGAAGCCCUUGGGUCUGAGUAUGAUGGCGCUCUCUGUAUCGGUGACAGUGUCUUUGCAAUGCUCAGCGCCAACACCAGCCAGGGCGGCCAAGCAGAGUACGCCAUUGCAUCGCCCGACGAAGUUGCCCUGAAGCCCACGUCUAUUUCUCAUCAAGAGGCUGCGGCACUCCCGAUCCCCAUUCUCACCGCCUGGGAAGCAAUCUUUACGCAUGCCAAGGUGAAAAAGGGGAGCAAAGUCCUCGUCACCGGUGCUUCGGGCUCAGUUGGCGUCAUGCUUGUUCAGAUUGCAAGCCGACUGUUGAACGCAGAGGUCAUUGCCCUAGCCUCAGCACAAAACCACGCUCACCUUAUGGAGCUUGGAGCGAGUCAGGCUUUCGACUACAUGUCGCCGAAUUGGCAUCAAAUCAUCAAGGAUAUGGAUAUCGUCUUCGACACCGCUGGCGGCACAAUCCUAGACAGAGCCUGGAACACAGUGAAGAAAGACGGCGCCAUCGUGACUGUGGCAGACCCACCUCCGCCGUGGGCAUUUGGCAGGGGGAAGCCUGAACAGCUGCAGGACCACCCAGAUGUCACAUGGGUAUACUUUGUUGUCACUUCUCGUAGGGAGCAUUUGGCGAGAGUUGCAUCUCUUUUGGAUGAAGGAUCACUUGAGCCGCUCGCUAUCAAGACGUUUCCAGUUGAGAAUGCCGUAGACGCCUGGGCAUACGGAGGCCGACGAGGUCGCAAAGGAAAGGCGGUGAUAGAGUUUGCUUCUCAAUAGCAAAUUAUUUUUGAAUACGUGUUUACUUUGCCUGCUUAACAUUGCUAUAUUCAGUUUCAUGAAGGGAAAGCAAAAGACAAACGACGAUGAUGUCUAGG